CUAAUUAAAUGUCUAAUAAUACACCCUUUUAAGUAUAUCUUAGAGUGAAGCCCUUGUUAGAUAAUAGGUAAUAAUAUUUACAAUUGCUAGUCAAGACACUAUAAUUUAAGAGUUAGAUGAGAGGAGAAUAGUGAUAACCAAAUAAGGGAGAAACAAUAAAGAGUUUCAUUUUGAUCGUAUAUUCAAUAACGAAAACAAUGCUUAAAUCUUUUCUGAGAUUCUGUAGGUAUGUUUUCAAAUAUCUAAGGGGUCAGAAUAAUAUAAAUUAUUUCCUUGAAGGUUACAAUACAACUAUUCUGGCUUAUGGUAUAACAGGAUCUGGGAAGACUCAUACAAUUUUUGGGAAUGAGAAAGAUGAAGGACUGGCAUUUUAAUGUUUGAAUUAUUUGGUUGAAAAAACAAAGUAAUUAAGAGACUAGAUUUUAGUACUUUGGAAAAUGCCUUAUUAGAAGUGAGUUUUAUUGAGAUAUAUAAUGAGACAAUAAGGGAUCUCUUAAAUACUAAUUAAAAAUCAUUAGUAAUUAUGUAGGAUAGUUAAAAAGGAUAAUAUAUAUCUGGAGUAUAGUAAAUGGUUUGUAAGAAUUGUGAAGAGGUAAAAGAUGUUUUAAAUCUUGGAAAUUAAAAUAGAAGUCUGGCAUAGACAAUUUAUAAUGUUUCAUCUUCAAGAUCCCAUGCUGUUAUUCAAGUAAACUUAUCAUAUAAAAUUGAAAAGUAAUAUUAUGAUAAAUAAAAUUUCUAGUUAAAUUUUAACUCCAAAAUUGUUCAUUGUAGAUUUGGCAGGUUCUGAAAAAGUCUAUUUAGAAUAGAAGUCUAAAAAUUAAUAAGAAGGAUCUAAUAUAAAUAAAUCAUUAUUGGCAUUAAGUCAUUGUUUAACAAUGUUGUCAGAUAAAACAAAGAAAAAUUAGCAUAUUCCAUAUAGAAAUUCAAAAUUAACUAGACUCUUAUAAGAUUCUUUAGGAGGAAAUACAAAAACUAUUAUGAUAGCAUGUGUAUAAUAGAAUAAGCAAUCUUAUGAUGAAAUUUUGAAUACAUUAACUUAUUCUUAAAGAGCUACUUAAAUUAAAAGAUAAGUUCAUAAAGAAGUGACAUCCAUUCAAUAAAAUCCAAAAUUAGAAGAUUUAUCUUCAACAAAUGAAUUUUAAUAAUAAGGAGAUAACUCUACUAAAUCAAUCUACUUAACCAAAAUUUAUAAUGAUAUAUAUUCAAAUGUUGAGGAAUAUUAUGAGAUUAAUAAUUCAAUAAUGGAAAUUCAAUCUUAAAUUCAAACCAACACUUAAAAAAUUGAAGAAACUUAAGAAACUAAAUAAGAAGAUGAAAAUUAUAUGAAGUUAUUAGCAGCUUAAAAAGAAAAUCAAAUCAUUGAAAAAUAAUUGUAAAACGCUCUUAAAACAAAUCUAUAAUAAAAACAUAUAUUAAAAUCUUUAUUAUUAUAGAUUACAGAAGAGUAAUAAUAAACAAUUAAUUAUUGGAAAUAAAGAUUUGCAGAUCUAUCUAAAUAAAUUUUAGAGAUGAAAUCAGAUCAAGAAAAAUCACAAUAAGAAUUAGUUUCAAAAGAUUUAUUGAUUGCUCAAUAAAAAACAAUAAUAGAAUCAAAUAAAUUAUCAAAAAAUUAAUCUUAAUAUACAGCAAGUGGAGAUUCUGAUCAAUCCUAUCCUAUUUCAUUUUCAUCAUCUACUAAUAAUUCUUAAAUUAAAAAAAAGGCAUCUAUAACAUAAUAAUAAGCUGAAGAUAGACCAAGAUUUACAAAUAUAUCUCACAUUAAAUAGAGAUUAUCCCCAAGAGAAAGAUCUCCUACAAGUAGCAUUUUUGGAACAUCACCUGUUAGAUCUCCUUUAAAACAUCAUUCAAUAUAUAGAAAUUUAAGUAAGAAUAACAAUAAUUAAGAUUCCAUUUCUAAAGAUGAUUCAAGAGAAUUAUCUAAAGAUUUAUCAAAUCUGAGUAUUCAUAAAAAAUCACGACUUGUAGACCCUUAGAUUACUACAAUCAAUUUAUAUGGAACUACUUACAUAAAUGUAAUAGAUUAAAAAGAAAAUAACUGA
This is a messenger RNA of Paramecium sonneborni, 2039 nucleotides long. Lineage: Eukaryota; Ciliophora; Oligohymenophorea; Peniculida; Parameciidae. The record is from the annotation of a GenBank genome assembly.